This is a messenger RNA of Pseudozyma hubeiensis SY62, 1749 nucleotides long. Its product is annotated as lipase. NCBI's taxonomy places the organism in Eukaryota, Fungi, Basidiomycota, Ustilaginomycetes, Ustilaginales, Ustilaginaceae. The coding region runs from base 1 to 1749 and encodes 582 amino acids. The transcript has a single exon. The record is from RefSeq and is a predicted model, not a curated record.
AUGAUCAGGAGAAGCGGAGGGUACCUCGUCGCUGGCCUCUUGCUGCUUCAGAGCGCAAACUGCCACCCUUUCCCUCCGCCAAAAUCGCUGCUGAAGCUAGAUUUCGACUUGAACGAGCUUCCGAAGGAGAGUGGUGUGGAUGAUGUGCUUGGACUUUCGGCUCCUCAGUCGGGCACUUUCGGACCAGAACAUGCUCGCGCGCACCAUCGCAUAUUUCAAGACCAUCAGCAUCAAUUCCAGUCGGCCCCGAGUCCAGGUGAUGGCAUGGACACGGCUCCUUCCCUGCUUCAUUCGUACCCGGGACCGCCACCUACGGAGAAGGCGUCCUCAUCAAGCUCUCUGUACUCUUCGCUCAGGAAUCCGCACUGGAGUUUUACGCCACACGACAUGCAAGGAGCAAACGCGGGGAUUGUCCGACCUGGAGAGCAAGACACACAAAUGACUUCCUCGCCCACGAUCUCCACUCCCGGAUCUUCAACAAAUUUCCGCCCAGCCUUCCCCACCAACGAUGAUCAGAAUCAGAUCGCCGGGUCCCUUUCGCCCCAGCCUCUCCUUCCAGCCCCCUUCGUUCGGAUCAAGCAGUUCGAAGAUCGAAAGCGACUAAGAGCGCCUUCACGAUCCGACCUGGCUGAUUUGGUUGCCAAAAGCGAGGCUGCGAUCAGAUCUCAGAGCCUUCAGGAUCCCACUGUCUUCUUCGGUGCAACAUUCGAGCUUGCUAUCAGCCCCGAUGCUGAGACAGACCGCUUCGUCUCAAGCUUGCAUUUGGGGGAGUCGAGCGCUUCUCGCGUUGGCUGGACCCAGCAACCUGAGUCGAAAGCGCAAGUUUUCGCAGACGGUCAAGACCCUUUCGAAUACUUCCGUGGCCUCUUCCGGAAGCGUCAGGAAGCAUUGCAGGUGAUCUUUCCCAGUGGACAAGAUCCGAGGUGCCUGUACCUGAUUCUUCUGCACAACCAUCCUCUCAUCCAAGCAAAGAGCCUGGCCAGACUACUUGGCGUCUUUGAGAUCGGGUCGAACUCUGUGCCAAACAAGCUGACCUUGCACUUCCGUGGCUUUCAUGAGUCCUACGGCACCGAGUACCUUGCCUUGGAACAGCUGCCGCAGGCCACAGGUCGCAAAUAUUGGUUUCAGCAAGACCGUACAGCUCUCUACACCUCAAAGGCGGACAUGACGAUGAGGAUCGUCAAACUCGAUGGUACAGAUUCGGUUCAGGACCGACAGCAGCUCGCGCUCGAUAGCGACGAGAUGCAAUCAUAUCAUCCCGACGUACAAGAGCUGAUCAGGACCGGCGAGGUCGGUAGGGUCUUGGCCAUGGAUCAUUUGGCUCCUGGGGGGCAUCUAUACAUAUAUCAGGAGUCUUCCGAGAUGCCUGCUCGCAUCCAGAGAUGGAAAAGCACUGCAGGUCUUCCGCUGGGUUCAUUCUUGCGGAAAAAUCUGGGAAAGAAGGACAAAGAUGAGAUCGCUUUUGUCUUUUCGACAAAAUUUCGCCAGCGCGAGCCGGUCAAGGUCAUCACGGAAGCAAAUGGCGAGAUGUUCAUGCUGAGCAUGAAGAAAAAGAGCGGGUGGGUGAAGAAUAUUUACGACAACACAAUGACGGUCUGGCAGAUCGGGCCGGAGAUUCAAGGGAGGAGGUUGAUGAUUUGCAGGGGUGUCUACACUAUCAGAGCGCGAGCUUACAGCCAGUUGACCCCCCAAAGGUUACCGGGACUAAGGGACUCUUCGUUCUCCAACAAGAUGCAAGGGCUUCCUUGA